GGCCGAGGAAGUGGCGCCGCCCCCCAGGCCGCUGGUGAGCGUCAUCGGAUCAAUCAACAUUGAAGGAGACCUUCCCUUGUGUCUGAUCUACUGUGGCAAGGAACACAACAACACCUAUUUGGUCACGAAUUUGGGACAUUUGCGAAUCAGGACAAAACGGUCCAAUAAAGGAGGACAGUUGCUGUACUCGCGAGAUAAGCGCAGCACCGUAACGUCCAUGAACAGGGUCAAGCUGGACGUAUCAUCGGUCUCUGCGCGGUUUGCUCGGGUACUCAACCUCAAAGAAGCUGACGAACGCCAGAUAAGCUAUCACCAUAACGCACGCUUAGUCUUUGUGGAACAACGGACACUCAUAGACACGUGUGAGUACCAUGCCUUCGCCCGGGUGGAGGUGAACGAACCCGUGCUAGCCAAUGAAAUGACAGGGAAUGGCGGCAAGGCCGGCGCCGCAACCAGUCAGAAUGCAGAGAAUGUUCGGGAUAGCAACAAUGGGGCUGGUAGCUAUGGCAACCAAAGAAGUAGCGCGAAGCGCAGGGCUUCGUCGCCGGAAAGAGACGAACAAGAAGUGACAGAAGGACCAACCACAAUCACACGCAUCAGCUGUGUGGUGGAUCGCAUCAAUGCAGACAUAGCCGACCGAGAUGUCAAGGUGAUA
Molecule: messenger RNA, 655 nt
Organism: Sphaeroforma arctica JP610
Lineage: Eukaryota; Ichthyosporea; Ichthyophonida
Exons: 2
Source: RefSeq, a predicted model, not a curated record